UUAAAAUUUCUUUAUUUAUUUUUAAAUGUCUACAUGGUCUUGCCCCACAGUGUUUGUCCGACCAGCUUCAGCCAUAUGCUCCCUCAUGCUCUCUCAGGUCAGCAGAUCAGUGAUGGUUUGUCGCCCCUAAGACAAAGAAGACGAAGCUUAGAGGUGACCUGAAACAGCGGAAUUAGUUGCUUUUGCACAUCAGGCAGGCCAACUCACUUCCUGUUUUUAAGUCCUCUCUUAAAACAAUUUUUUUCUCUUUGGCUUUUAACUCAGUUUGAGUUUGACUGUUUUUAUUGUUUUACUGUCUUUUCUUGCUUUUACGUUUUUGUAUGUGUCCUCAUGUCUGUGGUUGGGAGGGUCAGGGCCGGAAGGUUGAGACGUCCGGUUGAAUUGUCCAAUGGGAGCACCCAUGUGGGAAAACCACAAGGCCUGCUGGGAGUCUGAAAAGAACUAAUUUUGUUUGAAACUGGCGCCUUUUCUUUGUGGUCAGGCUUGGAAUGUUCCAACAGGCCCCAAACAGACUUCUGAGUCCCCAACACUUACAUUAUUUACAUUAUUACAUACAUUUGUUUAAGUAUUUGUCCAAAAACACUCUAAAAAUUGUUAGGUGUGAAUGUGAGAGUGAAUGGUUAUUUGUCUCUGUGUGUUGGGCCUGUGAUGGACUGGCGACCCGUCCAGGACUAUGUCAGCUGGGAUUGGCUCCAGCUCCCCGCGACCCUCAUAUGGAGGAUAGAGCGGUGAACAUGAAUGAUGAUCCAUACAUGAUAACAAUACAAGAAGAACACAAGAAUAAUGAAGAAUUUUGUUUUAUCUUGGUUUAAUAUUUCAUGAAAGUGUUGCUAAUUAGGGCCAAAUUCUAUUGUUCUAUUGUAUAUCUGUUUUCAGUUUGUCUGAUCAAACUGUAUCUGUCUAUAUAAACUAAACCUAAAAAAUAUACAACAUAAAACUUAAACGGAAAAGGAUCCUAUAUAAAAUACAUGCAGAUGUACAGACAUAGGAAGGAACACAUAUGAACACAUGAACAAAACACACAACAGAUGGCAAAAAGGUAAAGCAGUUCACAGCAAUUAAAAAUAUAUUUAAGUCCCAUUUUAUAAUUUGUUUCAUGCCGUUUUUGUGUAUUUAUUUGGAUAUUUGUAUAGUUUGUUGUUUGUAUAGAUUUACAUGUCAUUACGUACCAUAGUGUGGGCGUCCACUGACAGUGAUGUUUAAAACAGUGUAGAGUGAAGUCCUCUGUCAGUAACAUAGGUAUGUAUGUUUGUGGUCAGACAGUGGUAGGUUUGUGACUAAAACAUCUAUGUCAUGAAUGUUUUGCACUUCAGUGUCCCUGAGCGAAGAUGAUGAACUCUUCUCAUGUGUCACAUUUCACUCUAGGUGCCUAUUCUGAUCCUGGCCUGUAUACAUACGUGAUCUUUGUGUUUGUGCUUUGUUUCUACCUGUUAAUCAUUGUUGCUAAUUUGCUGCUGAUUGUAGUUAUCUGUAUGAACAGGAGUCUACAUGAACCUAUGUACGUGUUUGUGUGCAGCUUGUUUGUAAAUGAACUGUAUGGCAGUACAAGCUUGUUUCCAGCACUGCUGCUUCACAUUCUAUCUGACAUUCACACCAUCUCUGUUCCUCUAUGUUUCCUGCCGAUUUUCUCAGUUUAUUCUUAUGGUAGCAUCGAGUUCACCAACUUAGCUGUCAUGUCGUACGACCGCUACCUCGCCAUCUGUUACCCUUUGCAAUAUAAAACACACAUGACAAGUAGUAAAGUUUUCCUGCUUAUUGCUGGAAUAUGGUUUCCUCCUAUUGUUGUUUUUUCUGUGACAGUGUGUUUGACAUCGUCUCUGCAUCUCUGUGGAAACGUCAUUGACAAAGUUUACUGCGACAAUUACGGCAUCAUCAAAUUGUCCUGUGGUGACACAAGAGUCAACAAUGUCUAUGAGCUGAUGGCGACGUCACUCACUGUCUGCGCUCCCUUGUCCGUCAUUGUCUUCUCAUACAUAAGGAUUUUAAAAGUCUGUUUCUCUGGUUGUAAACAGACAAGACAGAACGCAGUCAGCACCUGCACACCUCAUCUGGCCUCACUGCUCAACUUCUCCUUCGGGGUUUGCUUUGAAGUUUUACAGAGCAGGUUUGAUAUGAGCAGUGUCCCUAUGACUCUGAGAAUUUUUUUAUCUUUAUAUUUUCUCACAUGUCAGCCGCUGUUCAACCCUGUCAUGUACGGACUCAAGUUGUCCAAAAUACGUCAUGUCUGUAAACAUCUGCUGCUCAGCAAGUGUCAGUCAUCAUUCAGCAAGUUUGAGCAGCUUUAG
This is a messenger RNA of Solea solea (common sole), 2285 nucleotides long. RefSeq names its product olfactory receptor 4B13-like. The coding region runs from base 1329 to 2285 and encodes 318 amino acids. Gene Ontology annotation, molecular function: G protein-coupled receptor activity; olfactory receptor activity. The record is from RefSeq and is a predicted model, not a curated record. Gene Ontology annotation, biological process: G protein-coupled receptor signaling pathway. The transcript has a single exon. NCBI's taxonomy places the organism in Eukaryota, Metazoa, Chordata, Actinopteri, Pleuronectiformes, Soleidae. Gene Ontology annotation, cellular component: membrane.